Messenger RNA from Cylicocyclus nassatus, 1271 nucleotides. NCBI's taxonomy places the organism in Eukaryota, Metazoa, Nematoda, Chromadorea, Rhabditida, Strongylidae. The record is from the annotation of a GenBank genome assembly.
UUUCAGUUGCUUUCUUCUUGACCAAGAACACAGUUUUCCAGUCUUGAUAAUCUUCUCGCUGGAGGGCUAGUAUUUGUAGAGAUGGCAAGAAAUGCGGAAAAAGCAAUGACGGCACUGGCGCGGUGGCGUCGGUUGAAGGAGGAAGAGGAGAAGGGUCCAAUAGCGAAAAGACCGCACGACACAAACCUUUGUCACAAUCUCGGAGAUGCUGAACGAUUUCGUCGGGAGAUUGCGAAGGAGAUUGCGAAGAAGAUUGCUCUCAUCCAAAAUCCUGGUCUUGGCGAAUUCAAAAUCCGCGAUCUUAACGAUGAGAUUAAUAAGAUGAUCCGAAUAAAAUAUGCCUGGGAGAUGAGGAUAAAAGAGCUGGGCGGAAUGGAUUACAGAAAAAUAUCUUCUCGCGAAUUGGACAAAGAGGGGCGAGAAGUUGCUUCUAAUAAAGGUUACAAAUACUUCGGAGCUGCUAAAGAUCUACCUGGAGUGCGGCAGUUAUUCGAGGAGUCUAAGGAAUUAGAGCAAAUGCGGAAAACAAGAGCUGAGCUUAUGAAGAAUGUUGAUGCUGAUUAUUACGGUUACCUCGAUGAUGACGACGGCUUGCUCAUCCCUCUCGAGAAAGAAGAAGAGAAAAAAGCGAUUGAACAAGCUGAGAAGUAUUUCGCUGAACAUGGGGCUGAGCGAUUCCAAAAGGAAUUUGGGGAAGAUGACAUUGAAGAGGACAUUUACAAGAUCCAAGAUGACUCAGAUGGUGAAGAUAUUGAUACCAAGGAGUCCAUUGUGGUGGGAGAGGAUGGUAAACAAAUGACCAUAAAACAUGUGCUGGUACCAAGUCAAAAGGAUAUAGAAGAAAUGAUUAUUGAACGGAAGAAACAGGAGCUCAUAGAUAAAUACCUCAAUUCUGAGUGAUUUUUCUUUUGUAGAUUUGUUGUUGCAUUCUUCUUCUCCUUGUUACCGUUUGUUUCUUGAUACUGCUAACGUGAUCUGGACGGGAUGUUUAUCUGUUCGAGUUUUCUAACCAAGAAACUCGGCACUUGCUCGAAUUUUCUUCUACCUGAUAUCACCUAGAUAUAAGUUUUGCAUGGCCCAUUAACUGUCAUGUGAAAGUGGAUUCCACCAAAUAUCUUGAUAUGUAUAGAGAACUUGGACACACAUAUAGUAAAUUGCAUCAUGCAACUCAACGCAAAGUUUCUGUUGUUGUUGCGCUUCUCUAGCUGCAGACUUGGUCGGUUCUAGAGGAAGCGUUCAGGCAAAUUUGGGCACGUGGAAACUAGUUCUGG